AUGCAGUCGCUCGGGAAGGUAGAUUCGCAGCUGCAUAAGGAGAGUGGUAUAGACUGCAAAAAAUCAAGGAAUUUUGAACCCGUGGUUGUCAGAUUACUAGAAUUGUGUGUUAUUGAUGAUCCCGUGGAUGUUAUUCUCCCAGAUUGCUGGGAUAGGUGUACCGAGGCGCUCACGAAUGACGUGAUGUGCUUCAGGUCCAGCAGGUACCUAAAAAGCUGGGCGAGAGUUACGCAAGCGCUGUGUAAAAUGCUUCAGGAACAAAAAACUUGGAAGGCAGCUCAAAGCUGUUUAAAGGUUACACCGCGGGUGGGGGUAGGAGCUGCCACUCAGACCACAUUCAUUGAUUGCCCCACCGAUUCUAAGUGGCCAUCUAAUGAUGAUGGGCGACCCGAGUCGCCGUCCUGCCUGCCCAGCUCUAACGCGGGUUUGGCCACGGAACACACUUUGCCGCAGGGGCCUACCGAUGCCGUGGAGUCACGGGGCGCGCCUGACACUGCGGGCCCUGGAGAUGUCGGGGAAAGGCCUCCGCCAUACGCGCCGCGAAAUGGCGCCGGGGUGAGCAGCAAGGGGCGGAGCGAAGGGUGCCUAACGCGCACGGGCAUACGCAAUUGGGAGCCUAACAGGAAGCGGGAGGACGGUGCCGAGGGUGAAGGGGAGGAGAGCUCACAGUCCAAUCAGGGAUUGUGCCCUAGAGUAUCUCCUCGUAAGGAAAAGAACCUGCUGGAAGGAAGGCGGAGAAAGGGAGGGGAAAAACCAGUCCCUGGGAAAGGGAGAGGGCGAAGCCCAACAAAAAGGCACCGUAGCCCGGAAACCUCGAGUCAGUCGACUUCCGGCACUGACCCAGACACCGGUCAGAGCAGGCGGUCAAAUGACGAGCCCACAGCGCGGGUUUGCAACCGCAGUAAACUAAGCCCUUGUAUUUACACCCAAGGCUUUGGCUCCUCCGCUGACUUUGUUGGGAGAUCCACGUCCCUUCUAGAGGGGUCGGUCUCCUCUCUCUCCGAAGUUGUUGUGCAGGGCAAAGUGAAAUCUCAGCCUUCGGCUCAUGCGACGGAAACACCUCUGUGCCGCCCUAAAGAAAGAGUGCUGCUUCUGCGCGAUUCGCGCUGGAGUUGUGCAGGACGUCGUAGCUGGGCUGCAGGACAGACUGGUCCGAUGGAAGGCAGCCGAAAUAGCUCAGCUGAGAGAGCGUUGGAUUGGGAAUCAGGGUGGAAAUUGGUCCUGACAGGUCGGGGCCUGCCUCGCAUUGGACAGGGAGAACUGGAUGUGCAUCCUUACCGGCCGUGCACCUGGACACUUCACAAUCCCUUGGACGGUAGAGUAAUUGCCCAAACUGUGUCUAAUGCCCCUAGCUUCAUUGUUCACAUUAGUGACAUAUUUAACACCGAUGGAAUAGGAAUUGACCCUAGUCAGGGAAAACCUUUAGCCUACAUUAAUUGGGGAACAUACUGGUGCCCUAGUGUCAACCCUGGUAAAAGCUACUGCACCUAUCCUGGGUAUGGGUUUUGUGGGUAUUGGGGUUGUGAAACCAUCGUCACCAGUAACCAGUGGACACUAGCUAGGAGAGAUAGUUUCCUAGAUGUGAGUUUUUGGCCCAAAGGCUGCAAGCAGUCCAUGUUUGGAAAGAGCAGUAUGAUCACUGCUAAAGGAAGCUGUUCCCACCUAAAUGUAACAGUCCUGCAACCUCAAGACACCAACUGGUCGCUAGGACGAAAGUGGUCAGUAUUCCUUCAUAGUUGGGAUACAGAUCCGAGCACGAUGGUUCAAAUUAUCAGAGCUUCACAACCGCACCACACCGCUCUUGGACCCAACAGAGUUGUAGCCCAACAAUACAAUCACAUAAACAGCAAUCCCACGCCUAGCCUCACUAGUGCCACAUCAGCACUUCAUGGUGCGCUUGAACUGACGUCUCAUGCCCUCUUUCAUCGCAUGCUAAAUGCCGCAUUUCUAUUGCUAAAUGCAACAAAGCCAGACCUUACCCGUUCUUGUUGGCUUUGCUAUGAUGCCUACCCGCCCUUUUACGAAGGGGUAGCCCUUAAUGCCAUGUUCAGCUACUCCAGAGCGAAUGACCCCAAGCAAUGCUUGUGGAACACCCCUCGCAAGGGAAUCACACUAGAGCAAGUUUCGGGCGUAGGUGUUUGUAUAGGCAACAGACAGGCAAUACAACGCCAUGAAGAGAUUUGUGGCACUCCUGUGACUCUAGAUAAGACCAAGCCCUGGGUAAUUCCAGCAGCCUCGGGAAUCUGGGCCUGUAGCUCCACAGGGAUCACCCCAUGUAUUUCCAUCAAACACUUUGAUGAAACGAAUGAUUUCUGUGUCCAAGUGGUUAUUAUCCCUAGGAUCCUUUACUCCUACCACCAGGAGAGAGGUUUCCCACGCCACAGACAAGAACUCAUUACUGCCGUCAGUCUUGCAGUACUUUUAGGUCUAGGAGCAACAGGCGCAGCGACAGGUGUCACAGCCCUGGUGACUCAAAACCAAGGUCUAGCCCAACUGCAAACAAUGGUAGAUGAAGACCUGCACAGAAUCCAAGAAUCCAUCUCCAACUUGGAGCGAUCCCUCAACUCCCUUGCAGAGGUAGUGCUGCAGAACAGACGAGGACUGGACAUCUUACUCAUGCACCAAGGAGGUCUGUGUGCUGCUUUGGACGAGAAGUGUUGUUUCUAUGCCAAUUAUUCUGGGCCAAUCAAGCAGUCCAUGGCAGAGCUACAACAAAGACUUGAAGAGCGUAGCCAGCAACGCUCUCAGCAGAACUGGUUUAGUUCAAUGUUCAACCAAUCCCCAUAGAUUAUUACCCUUGUUUCCACGUUAGCAAGACCAGUUAUCGUUGUUGUGUUCAUACUUACUUUUGGUCCUUGUCUCCUUAAUAAGUUAGCCCAGUUUAUAAAAACCCGUUUAGAUAAAAUUGACAUUUUAUAUUUGGAACAGAGACAGUUAACCUGA
Molecule: messenger RNA, 2943 nt
Organism: Pseudopodoces humilis (Tibetan ground-tit)
Lineage: Eukaryota; Metazoa; Chordata; Aves; Passeriformes; Paridae
Source: RefSeq, a predicted model, not a curated record